This is a messenger RNA of Helianthus annuus (common sunflower), 909 nucleotides long. RefSeq lists its product as uncharacterized. The record is from RefSeq and is a predicted model, not a curated record. NCBI's taxonomy places the organism in Eukaryota, Viridiplantae, Streptophyta, Magnoliopsida, Asterales, Asteraceae. The coding region runs from base 1 to 909 and encodes 302 amino acids. The transcript is spliced from 3 exons.
AUGCAAGAUUAUUUUUGUGAAAAUCCAUUGUACGAUGAUGUCCAGUUUAGGAGUAGGUUUCGUAUCAGGCGUCGUCUUUUCCUAAAAAUUUCUAAUGUUCUUGCGGGCGAAUUCGCUUUUUUCACACAAAGAGAAAGUGCUAGCCGCAAAGUUGGUUUCUCUGGAAUACAAAAGUGUACUGCAGUAAUUAGGCAACUAGCGUACGGCAAAGCGAGUGAUGCGUGGGAUGAAUAUUUAAGGAUGUCGUCCAGAAUGUGUCAGGAUUCUCUUGAAAAUUUUUGUGAAGGUGUUAUCUUUUUGUACGGGAUGCGAUAUUUGAGGAUGCCAACCGCUGUUGACGUUUCACUUUUAUACGAGGCCCAUCAGCGGAUACACGGGUUUCAUGGGAUGUUGGGUAGUCUUGAUUGCACGCACUGGGAUUGGGCGGCAUGUCCAACCGCUUGGAAAGGGCAACACCAUCGUGGUGACCAUGAUGGUCCUACCCUUAUAUUACAAGCGGUCGCGUCUCAAGAUUUAUGGAUUUGGCAUGCGUACUUUGGCAUGGCCGGUGCGAAUAAUGACAUCGCAGUUUUACAAUCUUCGAAUCUUUUCGACGAUGUCAUCGAUGGUGUUGUACCAGAUACUUCAUUUUAUGCAAAUGACGUGGAGUACAAGUAUGGAUACUAUCUCACAGACGGUAUUUAUCCGGAGUGGGCGUCGUUGGUGAAAACUCUUUCGUGUCCAGAUGACAAAAAAGAAUUACUAAGACUGAACAUUGAGGAGCCGCUAGUGGGUGGUGCUAGCCAUGUCGACGCCAAGCUGGCUCAAGAACACCACAACGGUGUGCUGCUAGUGGGGGUGCGAACGAUGGCUCGUGAGCAUGGUAGCGAGAGAGAUACGACCGUUGGGGCAUGGGGAAGGCCAAACUAG